AUGGAGAACCACACGUACCCUAACCACGUUCUCCUCCUGGAGGGGUUAAAGGUCACACAACAGUCCUCGUACCCUGCCUUCAUCCUCUUCCUCAUUAUCUACAUCUUCACAAUGGUGGCCAACAUCGGACUCAUAGUAUUGAUCUCCAUGGAGAGGAGCCUGCACCAGCCCAUGUACAUUCUCCUCUGCAACCUGCCUCUUAAUGACAUAGUCGGGGCUACAGCGUUGAUACCUCGUCUGUUAUGGGACAUUUUGACCACAGCUCCUGAGCGAUAUAUCACUUACAUAGAGUGUGUCAUUCAGGCUUUCUAUACUCAUGUUUAUGCUACGACAUCACACACCGUUCUCAUGAUCAUGGCCUUUGACAGGUAUGUGGCCAUCUGCAACCCCCUGCGGUACGCUACCAUCAUGACAAACAAAAUGGUUAUCAGGCUGUCUGUGUCUGCCUGGGGGGUGGCCAUAGUCUUAGUGGGGAUUCUGCUGGGCCUCACCAUCCGCCUGUCACGCUGCAGGUCUAACAUAUUUAACCCUUACUGUGACAACGCCUCCUUAUUCAAGCUCUCCUGUGAGAGCGUGCUUAUAAAUAACAUAUAUGGCUUAAUCUUUACUGUUGUGCUGUUUGUCUCGUCCAUAGGCAGCAUCAGUCUCACCUAUCUCAAGAUCGCCAUUGUGUGUCUGAGCAGUAAAAACAGCUCUUUAAACAGCAAGGCCCUGACAACCUGCAGCACACACUUACUGGUCUACCUCAUCGUGCUGGGAUGUGGGUUUACCAUUAUCGUCCUCCACCGCUUCCCAGCCUUUGCAGACCUGCGUAAAGUGAGCAGUGUUCUGGGUAGUGUGGUCCCUACUUGUCUCAACCCCAUAAUAUAUGGUUUACAGACUAAAGAGAUUAAACAGAGGAUCUUUAGAGUGUUUCACAGAGCCAAGGUGUCCACAUGAUGUGUUAAAUCAGACAGGAAAAUAUAUGAUAUAUCAUAUGAUGAGAACUGUGUGUGGCAUUCAUGAAACAAGGGUGGGGUGUCUUCUCAGCCACCACCUGAGGGACCAGUUCUCUUGAAUUGGAUGCUAAAAUUAAUUGAAAACCAUGAUUUCUACGGUGAUAUUCCACAUUAAAAAUA
This is a messenger RNA of Salvelinus sp. IW2-2015, 1118 nucleotides long. Its product is annotated as olfactory receptor 5B17-like. The record is from RefSeq and is a predicted model, not a curated record. Lineage: Eukaryota; Metazoa; Chordata; Actinopteri; Salmoniformes; Salmonidae. Gene Ontology annotation, molecular function: odorant binding; G protein-coupled receptor activity; olfactory receptor activity. Gene Ontology annotation, biological process: G protein-coupled receptor signaling pathway; detection of chemical stimulus involved in sensory perception of smell. Gene Ontology annotation, cellular component: membrane.